UGUUGAAACGAAUGUUUGCUUUCCUCUUUGAUCGUGACCCAAAAGAAGGCUUGAGUUUUCAUUUUCAUCUUUCAACUUAGAAAUUCAUCCCACUACUAGACUGUGUCUCACUCAGUCACAAAAUUCCUUUCAUCGGAAACAAAGCUAGGGCUUUUUCGUUUAUUGUUGGGUUGUUGUGUCCACCAAGUGCUUGCAUAAAUUCUGUGAGGGUUGUUUGUUUUUUUGUGGUUUUGGGAUUGAGAUUUGGUUUCUGGGGGGUGUUUGUUUUAAGAUAUCAAUCGAUCAGAAAGGAAAAGGAAGGAGGUUGGGAAGAUGAGCUGGCGCAGGGUGUUGAACUCAGCACAGGCCCUGGCCGCGCACACCUUCCUGUUGUGCUUCACUCUCUUCCUCGUUCUCAAACUUGAUCACGAUCUCUCUUGUUCUUGGUGGGUAGUAUUUUUACCUCUUUGGAUGUUCCAUGGUGUUGUGGCUCGAGGAAGGUUUUCAUUACCUGCACCAUCUGCUCCACGUAAUCGAAAUUGGGCACCAUGCCAUGCCGUCGUUGCAACGCCGUUGCUUAUUGCAUUCGAAUUGCUCCUUUGUAUAUAUCUUGAGAGCAUAUAUGAUCUUGGCUAUGCAGCAGUUGAUCUAAAGAUAGUGUUUCUUCCCUUACUAACAUUUGAAAUCAUUAUUCUCAUUGACAAUUUCAGGAUGUGUAAGGCUCUAAUGCCAGGGGACGAAGAAAACUUGAGUGACGAGGCAAUAUGGGAAACUCUUCCGCACUUUUGGGUUGCUAUUUCUAUGGUGUUCUUCAUUGCUGCAACAGUCUUCACACUCCUAAAAAUGAGCGGUGAUGUAGGUGCUCUCGGUUGGUGGGACCUGUUUAUUAACUUUGCUAUCGCCGAAUGCUUUUCUUUCCUUGUAUGUACAAAGUGGUCCAAUCCUGUAAUUCAUAGAAAUUCAAGAGAAGCCAGUAGUUCAUCUUCAACUACUAUUAGAUAUCUUGACUGGAACAGUGGUUUAGUGGUUUCUACGGAUGAAAAUCGAUCCGAGGGGAGAAUCUGUAGCCUUCAAGAGAUAGGGGGGCAUUUCAUGAAAGUACCAAUUAUUGUAUUCCAGGUUCUUCUCUGUAUGCAUCUAGAGGGAACACCUGCUUCUGCUGUAUAUAUACCACUUCCAGUUAUUUUCUCUCCGCUUUUCCUACUUCAAGGAGCUGGAGUAAUGUUAUCUGCAUCUAAAUUAGUGGAGAAACUUGUGCUUCUCCUUCGAAGUGGAGCUGCUGCAGGAAUUUAUUUUAGAUUUUCUUCAAGAGUUCAUGAUUGCUUGGGGUUCUUGCAUCAUGGUUCCAGAUUGUUGGGUUGGUGGUCAAUUGACGAAGGGAGUCGGGAAGAACAAGCACGAAUAUACCAUGAGGGAGCAUCUGGGUAUAAUACGUUCUGUGGUUAUCCUCCUGAGAUUGUUAAGAAAAUGCCAAAAAAGGAACUUGCUGAGGAGGUUUGGAGACUCCAGGCAGCUCUUGGUGAACAGACUGAAAUCACAAAAUUCAGCCAACAGGAGUAUGAAAGACUUCAAAAUGAGAAAGUGUUGUGCAGAAUUUGUUUUGAGGGAGAGAUUAACGUUGUAUUGCUCCCAUGCAGGCAUCGCGUUCUUUGCAGCACUUGCUCAGAGAAGUGUAAGAAGUGCCCGAUUUGCCGUGACUCUAUUGCCGAGCGUCUGCCUGUUUAUGAUGUUUAGAUGUUAACAUGGUUCUUUUUUUUUUUUAAGAGACCAUAGAGAAAGGGGCUAGAUAACAUGUUUUAACUGAGUGAAUCAAUCCUUGGUGCAGUUUUGGCGAUGAUAAUAUUGGACGCCAACUUGCUCACUGUCUAAUACAACAUCAAAAUGAUAGGAAGAAGAAUAGAGCAUCCCACUUUUGAAUUUAAUUUGUUUUGCAUUCACUCCCUUCUGUAAUUUGUAUAUAUAUACUCUAGCUUUUUACAGGCUUUACAAAUGAGUGUGAUGAGUGUUGAAUUAUA
Messenger RNA from Vigna umbellata (rice bean), 1994 nucleotides. Its product is annotated as Transmembrane Fragile-X-F-associated protein. The record is from RefSeq and is a predicted model, not a curated record. NCBI's taxonomy places the organism in Eukaryota, Viridiplantae, Streptophyta, Magnoliopsida, Fabales, Fabaceae.